Molecule: messenger RNA, 1469 nt
Organism: Fusarium vanettenii 77-13-4
Lineage: Eukaryota; Fungi; Ascomycota; Sordariomycetes; Hypocreales; Nectriaceae
Exons: 3
Coding region: 18-1469 (483 amino acids)
Source: RefSeq, a predicted model, not a curated record
CACCCGAUACAGAGGAAAUGUUGCUUGACCAGAGGAUCAAGGCUUGGCUACAAGAGACGGCAACAACUUGCGAACCAGCCACCACUCAUCAACCCAACGACGUCCAGCCUUGCCGAAAGCGACGCCGGUUAAACCCUCUGACCCCCGCGACAUCGCGGAGUUGCGAUAGUAGCCCCCACAGCAUGGCCUCAGCUCGUAGCCAUGGGAGCCCUGGGAAGCGCAGUCAUCCCGAUAGCCACUAUGACCAUGGUGAUGCCUCUGAAGAAACACCCCGGGCAUCCGGCAGGAAGGUCAAGGCUCCAAGGAGCGAGUCCAGCUACUCUCUCCCAUCCACACAAUCGCAGUACGAAGCCUCCGAGAGGUCGGGUUAUUCUUCACCAACAAAACAACUUUCCGCUCUCGAGAGAAAUGCCAAGGGCGUUGUCCCACGAGAGCUGAGCGCCUUUCACAACCAGCCACCCUUGUUAGAGGACUUGCUCGACAAGAUCGACCUCGUCUCGACCGGGAUCGGCAUCCUUCCAACUACCCAACGAGAGCUGCUCAACCACUUAGAUGACGAUACGUACAGCGACUUCAAAUGGACUCGGCGAAGAGGCGUCAGUGAUAUAUACUUUUCAGACCAGCGCAAGGACCUUGGCUGCACCCCUCCUCCCGAGACCAUCCACAAGAUCCUUCAUCAAGCGGCUUUUUGCAACAGCAGAAACAGCCCAGAGGCGGACUGGAAUGUUGAAGUUCACCAUCGAGUUCUCGAAGCAGCCUUGAGACCUCUGCAAGGGCCCGGAGUAGACCAACUAGUUGAUUUUAGGCUGAGUACUACUGCGGCUUUGAUCAAAGAGUACCAUGCUCCUGUUUCGGCCACCAAGAAAGUUGACUUUUGCAUCUACCUCGAUCCGAGUUGCGACAAACAACACGCAGAUGCACCGCAAGUCAUCAACGCCCUCAGGGACGUUUUGCCACUGGGAGCAUUCAACCACACCAACUUGAAUUCCCUCUCUGAUAGGCCUAUUGCCGUAAGCAUCGAAACUAAGAAGACGGGCGAAGGCUGGGAAAACGCGAGGUUACAGAUGCAAGUGUGGAGUGCCGCACAUUGGCAAUUCCUGCGAGAGCUCUUGGAAUUGAGACAACGUGCAUCCGACGAGCUAUCGAGAAUAGGACAAGAACCACCAGGGGCUGUUGUAACUGACCCCGAGUCAAGUCCCAUGACCAGUUACGAGCUGCCCGACUUCCUGCCUGGCAUUAUCAUUCAAGGGCAUGACUGGCACCUUGUUAUAACGACGCGUGAAGGGGACAAGACCAUCUUUUGGCAGAAAAAGACAUUUGGAAACACAUCGAGCUCAAAGGGGAUUUACCAGAUUAUUUGUACUUUGCAGCUCUUGCGCCGAUGGGCACAGGCUGAAUACUGGGCAUGGCUGCAACAACUGUUGCGAGAGUGGCCACGAAGUAACGGACAGCCCCUUGUUUUUAAGUAA